CCCACCCCGCGGCGAUGCAUCCGCGGCGCCCGGACGGGUUCGACGGCCUGGGCUACCGGGGCGGCGGCGGCGCCCGGGACGAGCCGGGCUGGGGCGGCGCCUUCCCCGCGGGCCACUGGGUGACGACCCCCCCGGACAUCCCGGGGAGCCGCAACCUGCACUGGGGCGACAAGAGCCCGCCCUACGGCGCGCCCUCCGCCUCCACGCCCUACGAGGGCCCCGCCGACGACGUCCCGGCGGGCGGCGGCCCGGGCGCGCAGGGCCGGAGCAGCGAACAGUUAAAUAGAUUUGCUGGAUUUGGCAUUGGACUUGCAAGUCUCUUUACAGAAAAUGUACUGGCCCAUCCUUGCAUUGUUCUACGCCGCCAAUGUCAAGUUAAUUACCAUGCUGAUCAUUACCAUCUCACUCCAUUUACAAUCGUCAACAUUAUGUACAACUUCAACAAAACUCAGGGUCCAAGAUCCCUAUGGAAAGGAAUGGGAAGUACAUUUAUUGUCCAGGGUGUCACACUUGGAGCAGAAGGUAUAAUUAGUGAAUUUACAUCAUUGCCAAGGGAGAUUGCACAUAAGUGGAACCCUAAACAAAUAUGUGAACAUCUUAUACUGAAAUCCCUAACUUACAUAGUGGCAAUGCCUUUUUAUUCAGCAAGCCUAGUUGAAACAGUACAGAGUGAGAUAAUUCGAGAAAAUGCUAGCAUACUGGAAUGUAUUAGAGAAGGAAUCGGAAGAGUACUAGGCUUGGGAGUGCCUCAUAGCAAGCGACUCCUUCCACUCCAUUCCUUGAUCUUCCCUACGGUGCUGCAUGGAGUUCUUCAUUACAUCAUCAGCACAGUCAUUCAGAAGUUUGUCCUGCUAAUCCUAAAGAGAAAGAGUUGCAAUAGCCACCUAGUUGAAAGUGGUUGUCCCGUACAGUGUAUACUGGAAGCUUAUUUUCCAGAACUGAUUGCUAACUUUGUUGCCAGUCUUUGCUCUGACGUAAUACUUUACCCACUGGAAACAGUUUUGCACCGACUUCACAUUCAAGGAACACGCACAAUAAUUGACAACACAGACCUUGGCUAUGAAGUACUUCCAAUUAAUACACAAUAUGAGGGAAUGAGAGACUGCAUCAGUACCAUAAAGCAGGAGGAAGGAGUGCUUGGUUUUUAUAAAGGGUUUGGUGCUGUAAUGGUACAGUAUACACUGCAUGCAGUUAUCCUACAGUUUACCAAAAUUAUUUACACUGCACUUCUUCAGAAUACCGCCUGAGAUUUAGAUUCUAUCACUGCUUAGUUGAGAAAACAGGUGGAUAAUUUGCUAUGAAAUUAUGAGGGAUAAAAACAACAUACUAAGUCAAAAAAAGUGGAUUGGAAAGGGAAUCUGGUAGGCAAAGUCCAAGCUGAUUAAAUUGACUUUUCAUUUCUUUCAAAGUAUACCUAUAUAUUUUGGAUCAAAAUGAUUCCAAACUUCAAAACUCAAUAAAGAUAAGACUGUGAAAGAAUUAAAUUCUAAUGUAGCACUCAUGCUAAAGUAAAAUUGUUGCUGGGAAAAAGCAAAAAUAUCAUCAUUAAAUGUACAAUGAGAUUUCAUUUAAUUCAACCUACACUACCUGACUGUAGGAUUUGUUACAUUGAUUUUUACCUUCUAGAUUGAUUUUUGGUAUGUGAUCCUCAAUGCAACAUAGUAUCAGGAGGUCUUGAAGCAAAUACAUGAUUUCAUCAUUGGGAAAAAAUUAUUUAAGGAUUACAUCUAGCAAUCUGUCAGCAGGAAUCAAAGAAGUUUAAAUUGUCCUUACAGAGCUCUUUUAAUGGCUUGUAUAUAUGUAUUAUAUAAAGCCAAUUUGUGCACAAAUAUAACUUGGAAUUCUGUACAUGUAGCUAAACAUUGCAUAAAAAGAAAUCAUCUGCUUUACCUCAGAGUAAAAUAACAAAAGCCGAGACGCCCAAAUGAUUUAAGUCAAAUAGAGUGUCCACAUCCAAACUUAGUGUUUCAGUGCCAGCAUUUGUGCAGUUUUGUUUGCUUAGCUAGUGAUGUGACGUGUCCAACUAGCGCCCCUCUUUAAGAAAGUAAUCAUGACAACUCUUACUGUUUCCAUACUUACAAAUUUGUGUACUUAAGCCUCACUCGCCUCUCCUUUCUGAAUGACUGAGAGGAGACAAAAUUAAAUUUCACCUGGAAAUUUGUGUCUCUUGCCUUCUAUAAUAGUCAUCAUUAAAUAAUGGCUGCGAUUUUUUUCUUUCAGUUUUGCCUACAGUUUUAUCCAAACUGGGUAUGAUGCUUAUACAAAAAAGCAAGAUAUCUUGAUAACUUUUUAUUUUUCAAAAGUUUAAAUGUUUGGAUGAAUACUAAAGAAAAAAUACAGACACUUUAAGGAAAUUUGUCUUUGUGUUCUGUUGGGGUUAGGGGAAUGCAUUUCAAUAAAUGAACCCAAAAAAUUGUUAGCUUUCUAUUUUUAUUCCUAAAUUGCAUUUGAUGGAUUAAAUACUGUUCAAUUCAGUGAAAUGAUCUGCAUCGGAGUGAUCCGCACUUAAAUGUGUUGGAGGUCCAUUUCUUCAUGAGCACGAACACAGCUUUACAAAUGAGUCAGCACGCUAGUGACCGCACAGAUGCCUCACCUAGAAUGCAGAGAAGCUGAAGCGUUUGGUUUGCUAAUAAGUGUCCCCACAUGGUUAUGUUUGUGAUCAAUAGUGCUGAAACAAGACAGUGGCAUCCUGAGGCGUGAAAUUCCAUAUAAAUAGCAGCUCUCGCAGCCGUCUUGUGUCUGUGUUUACUGAAAUACAUGUCUCUCACUUCUAAAUUGCACUGACAGGGAAAAUAAACGCUACUGACCACAUUUUUGUAUGACCUUUUAGAGUGUGUUUUACUUUGUCUAAUGUGUGAGAUGUAAUUUGUGGCUUUGUUUUUGCAUUUGAACUGCUAUGUCGUCUUUUAGAUAUUGAUAAUAAUUGCUUCCUAAAAGCAUUUUUAUUUUAAUCAAGGUGGCUUCAGAGAAAUACCAAACCUGAAUUUUCAAUUUUCAAAAAAUUCUAGAACAGUCUGAGUGAAAUCAAGUAUUUACUGGUGAAAAUCCUUCAGCUAGCUAAAAUCUAGAUAUUUCACAUUGUUUUAAGAUUGCACAACUUCAUUAUUAGCAUAAAUACAGUUAUAUAGUUUGUCUUCUGGUGGAAUUGUAAGAUGGAUAGGCUUAAUGACACGCAAAAUUUUUUUUAAUUUGGAGAAAAUACAUAUUAACAUGAAAACUAAAAUUGAAAAAUGCUAACAUAUUGUUAUGUCUCCAAAUUAAAUAUAACCUUUCACAGCCAAACACUUAAUAAGUUAGCCACCCAAACAUUUUUCAAUGAAUUUAGAAAAAUAAAACAGUAACCAUCAGCUAUACAUUUUCCCUUUUCAAAGUUAUUUCUCUUUAGUAUAGAUGCCGCAAUUUAAUGUCCAUAGGAUAUAUUUCUUAGGAUAAUAUUGGAUGAGAAUAUUUUUAUAAUUUAGUAAAAAUAGUAUUAUGAAUAUGAUUCUAUUAAUAUUCCCACAGCUCUAGUCCUCAUAGACCACCUUCUGGACAUGGGGCUUGUGAUGUGUUUGCCUUACAUUGUAGGUUUCUUAGUUUGAAUAUAAUAGACUGAAAGUUAUUAAAUUAAAAACUGGUUAAAAUUAACCUAUUUUGUCAGUGUGUGAAUUGAUGUACUAACGUGUGUGUAGUGUUUCAUCAGAUGUCCUCAGUUCUGUUGUGGGCUUUUAAAAAUCCCUUAAGUUAUUUAUUCAA
This is a messenger RNA of Perognathus longimembris pacificus (Pacific pocket mouse), 3735 nucleotides long. It is a transcript of the gene Slc25a46, whose product is annotated as solute carrier family 25 member 46. NCBI's taxonomy places the organism in Eukaryota, Metazoa, Chordata, Mammalia, Rodentia, Heteromyidae. The coding region runs from base 15 to 1247 and encodes 410 amino acids. The record is from RefSeq and is a predicted model, not a curated record. Gene Ontology annotation, cellular component: mitochondrial outer membrane. The transcript has 8 exons. Gene Ontology annotation, biological process: mitochondrial membrane fission; mitochondrial fission; axon development.